Paramisgurnus dabryanus is the source of this 1229-nucleotide messenger RNA. RefSeq names its product retention in endoplasmic reticulum sorting receptor 1 (gene rer1). Gene Ontology annotation, cellular component: Golgi membrane. The record is from RefSeq and is a predicted model, not a curated record. NCBI's taxonomy places the organism in Eukaryota, Metazoa, Chordata, Actinopteri, Cypriniformes, Cobitidae. Gene Ontology annotation, biological process: protein retention in ER lumen; retrograde vesicle-mediated transport, Golgi to endoplasmic reticulum.
UGAUUGUAUUAAACUGUGAGCGGUUUCUCUGAGCUCGACUGAUCGGGUCUGACGCAGCAGAGGUCACACAAACACUGACGUGUUCUCAGAACAGCAGCGAGUCGCGCGGAUCGGCAGCGGAGAGUGACACAGCGGCAGAACCGGACAGAAUGCCAGAAGGAGACAGUAGUGGUGAGUCCAUCCAUGGGAAACCAUCAGCGAUCGGAAACUUCUUUAAACGGCUUGGACAGGUUUAUCAGUCAUGGUUGGACAAGUCAACACCAUUCUCAGCAGUCCGAUGGGCGUCCACUCUUCUUCUAACGGCCAUAUAUAUGAUCAGAGUAUAUAUUUUACAGGGGUGGUACAUUGUCACAUAUGCUCUUGGGAUCUACCACCUUAACCUCUUCAUUGCUUUCCUCUCACCAAAAGUGGAUCCCUCAUUGCUGGAUGAUCCAGAUGAAGGUCCAGCACUUCCUACAAAACAGAAUGAAGAGUUUCGGCCGUUCAUCAGGAGGUUGCCAGAAUUCAAGUUUUGGCAUUCAGCAACAAAAGGCAUCGUCAUCGCUAUGUUUUGCACAUUCUUCGACGCCUUUGAUGUGCCAGUGUUCUGGCCCAUUCUCGUAAUGUAUUUCAUCAUGCUGUUCUGCAUCACGAUGAAACGCCAGAUUAAGCACAUGAUCAAGUAUAGAUACCUGCCCUUCACACAUGGGAAGAGGACUUACCGAGGCAAGGAAGACACAGGGAAAACCUUUGCUAGUUAAAAUUCCCCCUCCUGAAAUUAAAGUUAUUGAUGAAGAAUGAGGAAACAUAAAGUUGAGUGCUUUAACUAUUACAAAUGGAUGGAGAGGGUUGAAGGUUUUUUUGUGCUGGGCUCUAACAACUAGUGUAGGUUUUUAAAUGGAAACAAUUUCAUUAACUUCCAUUAGCACUGGACAUAUGGAUAAAGCAGUUUUAAAAAAAAGUGCAUUUUUUGGAGGGGGGAGAACUAUAUAUAUAUAUAUAUGUAUAAUUUUUUAUGGUUAGUGUGUUUUUUUUUUUAAGAUUUUUCUUUUCAGACAAUGCAUUUACUUUUAAAUUAAUCUGCAUCUUAUUAAAUGGAAACAGAAUCAUUAAAUAAGUUGUUAAUUGCUGAAUAAAGACAUUUGCAUGUUUUAGGUUUUCUUGUGCUGCUGUUGAAAAGAAAACACCAUAAGUUUAAUAACUGUGUACAUUUUUCACUCCAAGUGUGAUUAAAAGACCUUGUCCCUUCA